AUGCUUUGCUGGACUGGUACGACAGCAGGGUGGUCAAAGAGCUGGAGGCGGUUCCACCGUUCACGUCGCUGGGCGGGUCUGGCUCGUCGUGGGACGACGUCUUGCGGGCCAACAGCAACAUCUACAAGAAGGAGGAGCAGCUGCGUCUCGGCGGCUCGCGACCGACCAGGUGGUCGGCACGACCUUGGGAAGGGCAACUUCGUGGAGUGCAAGGCGGUGGUGGCGAGCAUCGCGAAGGUGGAGGCCUCCCCAUCGCUCCAGCAGAUGGGCGACAGCAGCGUGCUGGACCCCAUCGAGGAGGAGGCAGAGCAGCAGGAGGACAUCAAGGUGCAGCGUGCCAAGGUGGUCAUGGACACCCUCCUAGAGCUGAUCGGCCUCAGAGAGGCGGGCCACUUCGGGGAGGGCGAGGAGUUUUUCGAGGAGCUCUACGCGGAGCGCGCCCAGUGGUCGGCGGUCUGCCAAGCCCUCGGCGUGGAAUUCGAGGACUACCCCAGCUCUGGAGCUCGAGGAGUCCUCCCAGGUGCAGGCUCGUCGCCUUCCCUGCCCUCAGGCCUUGAGCGAAAGCAGGCUGCGCCCUCGAGGGGUACCUGGCCCUGA
Molecule: messenger RNA, 597 nt
Organism: Prorocentrum cordatum
Lineage: Eukaryota; Dinophyceae; Prorocentrales; Prorocentraceae
Source: the annotation of a GenBank genome assembly